This is a messenger RNA of Neoarthrinium moseri, 663 nucleotides long. RefSeq lists its product as uncharacterized. The transcript is spliced from 3 exons. Gene Ontology annotation, molecular function: flavin-dependent sulfhydryl oxidase activity; flavin adenine dinucleotide binding. Lineage: Eukaryota; Fungi; Ascomycota; Sordariomycetes; Amphisphaeriales; Apiosporaceae. The record is from RefSeq and is a predicted model, not a curated record. The coding region runs from base 1 to 663 and encodes 220 amino acids. Gene Ontology annotation, cellular component: mitochondrion.
AUGGCUCGACAUCUUUCUGUGAUCGUCAUUUUGGCGAUUGUAGGUUUCCUCAGUCUGUCGUUUAUGAUGUCGUUCGGGGGCCGGAUGGACACAAUCCCCCAGACGUUCACUGCACCAGACGUCUCAAAGACCAGCAAGGAGAGCGUGGCCAAGGUGGACCCCAUGGCGCCCGUGGUGCCGGUCAUGGAGGGGACCACGGGUACCACGGGAUCCAAGCUGGCUGGGCUCGAGAUCACGGGCGAUCUCUUGACAGGCGAUGUGAUUGCACCGAAGCUCGAGAAUGCGACUGCCAAGGCUGAGCUCGGCCGUGCUUCGUGGAAGCUCUUUCACACGAUGAUGGCGCGGUUCCCCGAAAAACCGACCGAGGACGACUCGCUCGCGCUGAAGACGUACAUCCAGCUCUUUGCGCGCCUGUACCCCUGCGGCGACUGCGCCCGGCACUUCCAGCAGAUGCUGAAGCAGUACCCGCCCCAGGUCGGCUCGCGCAACUCGGCAGCGGGCUGGGCCUGCUUCGUGCACAACCAGGUCAACGAACGGCUGAAGAAGCCGAUCUUCGACUGCGCCAAGAUCGGCGAUUUCUACGACUGCGGCUGCGGUGACGAUGACAAGAAGAAGGCGGAGGACGCUGCGGGAGAGCUGAAGAAAGAAGGGCUAUCGUCAUAG